AUGCUGUUGAAUUAUCAAAUGGAUCUUAGGGAAACUAAUUCGAAAUUACCGUUUGAAUCAAGAGUAGAUUGUUGCUCGAAUUCAGAUCAACAUGAUUUAUAUAGACCAAGGUCAAGUCAUUCGAUAGAUGAAUUAAGGAAAUACAUGAAUAAGGAACAUAUCUCUAAACAGGAUAAAGAUGUCUCGUUGGACAAGUUGCCAUUUGAAAUAAGAUUAAAGAUUGCAAAUCAAUUGUCGCAAUUUGAUUGCUUGAGUUUGCUAAGAACAAACCGAGCGAUGUAUUCAUCUACUAUCCCAAGAUUAUAUCAACACAUAAUUGUUGACCAGAACUACAGUCAGUUCAACAAAGAAUAUAGCUUCAGGCAUUAUAUUUCGAUUGACGAUUUCAAUGAAUAUGAAGAUUUUUCGUGCUCAUAUAUAAAGAGCCCUUAUAAUUUCAAACGAUUCUUGCAUCACUAUAUAAGACUACAUCAGUCGCUUGAGGAUGAUACGGUCAACUACAAUAAUUUUGGUCCGAAUGUAACUUAUCCAUAUAUUCGAAAGAUUCAAUGCAUUGACUUACCAGAUUCAUUAAACGUGUAUGACUAUGAAUUGAACGAUAACUUGAGUUUGUUUUUUGGAAAAUUAAGUCAUUUGAAAGAGUUGAUUUGGCUUAAUGAUAAUUUCAGAUUGGAGUACUUAGAAAUGCUACCGAAUUACCAGUCGAUAACGACAUUGGUGUUGAAUAUUAAGUUUAGCAAUUAUUUAACGGAAUUACACUCACCAAGCAAAAUUGAAUAUGAUUCUUAUAACUCUCAUGAUAGCGAAGGUACCACUCGGCUGUUGAAGUUUCCUAAUAUAAUCAAUUUUCAAAUUAGACCGUUUCAAAAUUCUAAUAGGCUCGUUAAGAUUAUUAACAGCUUAUUAAUUAGUUGCAAACCAGAUAUUAUAAGUGAUCAUUUAAAAAUUUUGAAAUUAUCGCGAUUUGAUAAAGAUAUUAGUGUUCUAGUGCCACCAUUUCAAAAUUUGGUCACCAGCAGCGAAGUAUCAGAAUUAAACGAACUAGAUUUGGGAACCAUCCAAUCACUAUUUGUGCGGAGUGAGUUGAAAUAUUUAAAUAGUUUAUCAAUUUUGCUGUUUAAUAAUUGCUUGCUCACACCAGACGAUUCACAAACAUUGAUAAAUUCUGUCAAUCUUGCCAAUUUGAAAACGUUGGAAUUGAAAAACAUAUCUGAAUAUCAGAGAAUAAAAACAGUAGUUAGUAAUCCAGAUGAAUUAAUCAACCAUCUACAAACUAGUUUUAUUGUCAAGAUCGCUCCAUAUUUAUCUACUUUGCAGCAUUUAUGCAUCGAUUAUCGAGAAUCCCUUACUGAUAGCGUCCCCAAAUUUUUAAAACUGAUAUCUAGUGAUAGGUUGAAAUCAUUAGACCUAACCAUAAGGUAUAAUCAAAGUAAACUUAAAUCAUUUGAUAAUGAUAUAAAUGAAUUUUAUAGUGCUUACUCGAAUGCAAUAAUUUCGAAGAAUAAAUGCGAAACUUUGAUAAAACUUUCCAUUGAAACAAAAGAAGAAAAUGCAUUUUGCGACCUAAGCAUUCCAAUUCCUUCAAAUUUUUUCUAUGAAGAGUUAAGCAAUUGUCUCAACUUAAGAAGCCUUAGAAUCAACCCUAGUGAUAUAAAUAGUUCUGAGAAGGUGAUUAAGUUGAUUGGCAGUUUGCCAAAGCUAACAAUGCUUGAUGUCAUUGGUUCGCAUGCAGGUGGGGCUCCACACCUUGGUCUAGAAAUGGUGCACCCAACAGUAUAUGUUGAAUGGUUUGGGGUUCAGCAUGCAGCCCUAUUAUACUUACAGUAUAAUAAACACUUGAAGUACAUUAGAAUAAACAAAUGCGUUUUUGAGUGCCAAGGCGAACUGCUCCAGGUUACCCCUCGCGAUGGUAUCGAUAGAUGGUUUAAUGAGCGGGUGAGGGUCGGGUUCAAUAUUGAUGGGUAG
This is a messenger RNA of Debaryomyces hansenii CBS767, 1965 nucleotides long. Its product is annotated as DEHA2E14322p. The transcript has a single exon. The record is from RefSeq and is a predicted model, not a curated record. NCBI's taxonomy places the organism in Eukaryota, Fungi, Ascomycota, Pichiomycetes, Serinales, Debaryomycetaceae. The coding region runs from base 1 to 1965 and encodes 654 amino acids.